GGCGGCAGGCGGUUGAGGGAGCGGCGGUGGCGGCGGCGGCUGACGUUGAGCUGUAGGUGACCCACAUGGACAAUUCGGGCGGCGGCGGCGGGUUCCGCAGCGGCUUCGGCCUGUUCGGCGGCGGCGGAGGAGCAGGGAGCGGCGGGGCUUCAAUGCCUGACUACUCGCAGGCUGACCUCUCCAGUGUCCCCUUGACGGGGAUGAGUCCUUUGUCUCCAUAUUUGAACGUUGAUCCCAGGUAUCUGAUUCAGGACACGGAGGAGUUUAUAUUACCAACUGGAGCCAAUAAGACUCGAGGCAGAUUUGAACUGGCAUUUUUCACCAUUGGUGGCUGUUGUAUGACUGGUGCUGGUAUCGGUGCAGUGAAUGGCUUGCGUCUGGGAUUGAAGGAGACCCAGGACAUGGCUUGGUCAAAACCUCGAAACGUUCAGAUUCUGAACAUGGUCACAAGGCAGGGCGCACUCUGGGCCAACACACUGGGUUCCCUGGCUCUCUUAUACAGUGCGUUUGGAGUGGUCAUCGAAAAGGUUCGAGGAGCAGAAGACGAUCUGAACACGAUGGCAGCAGGAACCAUGACUGGUCUACUCUACAAAUCAACAGCUGGACUACGUGGAGCAGCUCGGGGAGGAUUCAUCGGUCUUGCAUUAACUGGGCUUUACUCAGUCUACAACAACUGGGACCAUAUAAAGGGUGUGUCGGUGCGAAAUUCACUCUGAAGGGAGUUGUGCAGGAAGAUGCAAAGGGGAGUGUUUGAAUGUGUUGUACAGUGGAUGAGGCCUGAGCUCCUCCCACUGUCAUGUCUGAUCUAAUUUCAUAUGUUUUUUUGGCUAUGUUUUUUCUGUCCUAAAUUGAAUGCCCAGUAUUUCAAUGAUUGUCAUAAAAUGUUAAUCUGCUAGUGGUGAUGGGCCCAGCUUCACCCACAGGCCCAGCAGGGACUUUACGUUCCACAGGUCAGAGCUCUGGGACCUCACACAAUACAACCCAAUUGAUGGUUCAAUGGAAAGUGAAUCUUGGGUUGCCUCUAGAGCAGUGACCCGCGGGGCCGUCACGAAGUGGCCCACUGAACUCUCGCGCUCGCCUAGGUAAGUCCGUGGUCAAUCAAUAGUGUGCUGUUUUUUUUCUUGAUUGAACAUAUUUUAAUUUUAUGGCAUAAAUCAAGAAAUAUUGAAUCAAGAACAUUUAUUUGGUUGGCCGACCAAAAAGAUUAGCAACCAUUGCUCUAGAGUUUGCUAGAGUGACCAUCCAUCUUAUUAGCUACCUCUACUGGCAUAGUCUUGGACUGUACUGUGGUCAGAUCUUUAGACUAGAGUUUUGCCCCCACACCAAAAGUUCCCAGCCAUGUUCUGCCCUAUCUAGACACCAUGAGUCCUGUGGCUUCAUCCUCUUCCCUGCUGUCUACCUUCUUACUGAGUAAUCAGAUUAAAUUCAGAGCUCAGUAAUAAGAGGCUGUAUUACAACAUCAAAUUCUAGCAAUAGAAAGUAAACUGGCCAGGUGAUAUCUGGAUUAAAUUGCUUUUAUUGGUCUGCUGGUCUAGGUGUGGUUUUGCCCACAAAAUACACAUUCAAUCCACUUUACAGUAAAUCCUGUGAAGGGUUUUGAGAUGUAUUAAUGACCUGAAAAGACAGAAUAUCAAAUGCAACGUUUAUUAUUAUUAUUAAUCUGAUCAUUAAAUAAAGUUGGAGGAGCCAAUGACCACUUGGUCUUAAAUGAGGAAAUAAAAAGAUUUUAUAACUAAUGGAAUAAAUCCCAGCUCUCAGCCUGUAGAUGUAUCAGGAUUGUGAGAGAUUUUCUACUUUGAUGUGGGUUAUACCAUGUCUAGUGUUUGUUUCCUGUUUGCCUCUCCCCUCCCCCAAUUUUAAGCAUAAUGGAUAUAAAAACACAAACUGUACAAACAGGAAUGAUCAGGUGACACAUUAGGACAGACCACAGAUGGCAUCAGUCAGCAGCAGCCCAGAUCCCAGUUGUGUUGAUAGCUGACCACUACAAUCGACUGCAGUGCCCCCUGGGCUCAGAGGAGAAAAAUCAACCAGUUUCCUGCUCUAUCAUUAUCUGAUGUUUCCUAGUGGAAACCUGAUAUGUUGGAUGAGAAUGGUUGAAAUGAGCUGUGAUGCCCCUCCUCAGCCUGCAGAUAGAUGGCAUCUCAGCCUUUCAGGAGAGAGCAUUGGCAUAAAAAUAAGUCUCAUGACUUCUGAUGUACAGAAUUGGCCUUAGGGACACGCCUGGAUUAGACUCGGUGCAUAUUCCAGGCCAUCAAAGUACUGUAAUUUCACGUCUUAUCUCACGGAAUGCUGAUGUCCUUCCAUAUAGUCUCGCCCUCUUUGAAAAAAAUUCUUUAAACAUUUUUUUCCCAUGGCUUAUUAAUCCUCCAGGCAGUGACUUCUGAAUCUUGUAAACCAUAGGCCACAAGUCUUUCCCUGCUGUGUCUCUGUGGCAAAAGCAUGCAUUCUUAAGCCUGCAGUUGCCCUGUCUGUCUUUGUGCUAUUUCUCCCUUUCUCUCUCAAAAUCGAAUGCCAUCUGUAAAAGUCUUAUUCUGCAACUUGGACCUUAACCCCUCAGGAGGGAGGGUUUGGUUGAAAGUGGGUUCCUCUGGCAAGUGCUUGAAAUGGAGGUCAAGCCUUAUUUAAUUUCUGUUAUUGGUGUCCCUCACCUUGAUUAUCAGUUCCUUCCUAAUGAAGCUGGUCCUUUUUAUAAUGCUUAACAUUGUGAUAAAGUGAAAUACUUAAAGACCACUGUACAAUAUUGUGGGAAUGAGAAGCGAUUAUGUGCAUGUUAGAAUUACAUUGAAGAAACCAGACAAAGUUUGGUAACGAUUGGGCUAUGUUUUGUGUAAGGAAAAAAGGUUUGGGAGGAAUAAAUCACGUUAUCAGGACAUUGUGGAGGGGGAAGGCCACUAUCUGACGAGCUGUGUUGGUGCUUAACAUUACAGGAUGCCUGGCAUGACCUGGUUCCCUAUGGGUCAUCUUGGAAAUAAACAAGAAAAAUGCUGACAAGCACUUUCAAUAGUGCCAGGCAUUUGAGAGGGGAAGGGUAACAUCCCCUUAGAAUUGUGAACAGUAAUUCUGUUUGUGAACAUUUUGUUUGUUGUUUUUAACUUAACUAUUUGAGAAAUCUGGUUUCAAACUGUACAGGACAGAGCAGCACAGAAUAAAGAGAAUAUUUAUUGUGUAA
This is a messenger RNA of Callorhinchus milii (elephant shark), 3169 nucleotides long. RefSeq names its product translocase of inner mitochondrial membrane 23 homolog a (yeast) (gene timm23a). NCBI's taxonomy places the organism in Eukaryota, Metazoa, Chordata, Chondrichthyes, Chimaeriformes, Callorhinchidae. The record is from RefSeq and is a predicted model, not a curated record. Bases 66 to 716 code for a protein of 216 amino acids. Gene Ontology annotation, cellular component: mitochondrial inner membrane; TIM23 mitochondrial import inner membrane translocase complex. Gene Ontology annotation, biological process: protein import into mitochondrial matrix. The transcript has 7 exons. Gene Ontology annotation, molecular function: transmembrane protein transporter activity.